Messenger RNA from Sarcophilus harrisii (Tasmanian devil), 5721 nucleotides. It is a transcript of the gene AKT3, whose product is annotated as AKT serine/threonine kinase 3. The coding region runs from base 256 to 1875 and encodes 539 amino acids. Lineage: Eukaryota; Metazoa; Chordata; Mammalia; Dasyuromorphia; Dasyuridae. The transcript is spliced from 14 exons. Gene Ontology annotation, molecular function: protein serine/threonine kinase activity; ATP binding. Gene Ontology annotation, biological process: protein phosphorylation. The record is from RefSeq and is a predicted model, not a curated record.
GGGCGGACAGGAGGGGAGGAGGAGGAGGGAGGGAGGGGGGACCCCCGAGUCACCCCCUCUCCUCCCCCCGCCCCCCGGCUCCAUCCUCUGCCGCCGCCGCCGGAGCAGCCGCGGUGCCGCCGCUGCCGCCGCCUUUGCAGGCUGAGUCAUCACUAGAGAGUGGGAAGGGCAGCAGCAGCAAAAGAGAAUCCAAACCCCAAAGCUGAUAUCUCAAAGUAUCUUUUCUUGAAGUUGAGGGCUCAGAGGGGAGCCAUCAUGAGCGAUGUUACCAUUGUGAAAGAAGGUUGGGUUCAGAAGAGGGGAGAAUAUAUAAAAAACUGGAGGCCAAGAUACUUCCUUUUGAAGACAGAUGGCUCAUUCAUAGGAUAUAAGGAGAAACCUCAAGAUGUGGAUUUACCUUAUCCCCUUAACAACUUUUCAGUGGCAAAAUGCCAGCUCAUGAAAACAGAACGACCAAAGCCAAACACAUUUAUUAUCAGAUGCCUCCAGUGGACCACUGUUAUAGAACGAACAUUUCAUGUGGAUACUCCAGAGGAAAGGUCACUUGCUUUUUUUUUUUUUUUUUUAAGUUGGGGAGGGGUAUCAUUCAAUCCACAAGUAGGUAAUUUUUACCUUUACACCUUUACACCUAUAAACAUACUUUUGCAGAGUUGUCAUUUGUUUCUUUGUGUUCUUUUUUUCAAUCAUGAUAGAGGUAAAGUGGGAGAAACUCUUAAGAUGUCUACUCCUAGCCUCACCAAACAGAAGGCGAACUUCUCCAGACAUAUCUAUAAAAAGAGAACUUUUAAAAAUAUACUUCAAUUCCAUGAUAAUUCUAUGAACCAUUCAUUACUCAUUUUUCAUUUUUCAUUUGUCCGUUUCCAGACAAUGAAUGACUUUGACUAUUUGAAACUAUUGGGUAAAGGCACUUUUGGGAAAGUGAUUUUGGUUCGAGAGAAGGCAAGUGGAAAAUAUUAUGCUAUGAAGAUUUUGAAGAAAGAAGUAAUUAUUGCAAAGGAUGAAGUGGCGCAUACUCUAACAGAAAGUAGAGUAUUAAAAAACACUAGACACCCAUUUUUAACAUCCUUGAAAUAUUCCUUCCAGACAAAAGAUCGUUUGUGUUUUGUGAUGGAGUAUGUUAAUGGAGGAGAGCUGUUUUUCCAUUUGUCGAGAGAGCGGGUGUUCUCUGAGGACCGCACACGCUUCUAUGGUGCAGAAAUUGUCUCCGCUUUGGACUAUCUACAUUCCGGAAAGAUUGUGUACCGUGAUCUCAAGUUGGAAAAUUUGAUGUUGGAUAAAGAUGGCCACAUAAAAAUUACAGAUUUUGGACUUUGCAAAGAAGGGAUUACAGAUGCAGCUACGAUGAAGACGUUUUGUGGUACACCUGAAUACCUUGCACCUGAGGUCUUAGAAGACAAUGACUAUGGCCGUGCAGUAGACUGGUGGGGUCUGGGCGUUGUCAUGUAUGAAAUGAUGUGUGGGAGAUUGCCGUUCUAUAACCAGGAUCAUGAGAAGCUUUUUGAGCUAAUAUUAAUGGAGGACAUUAAAUUUCCUCGAACUCUUUCUUCUGAUGCAAAAUCCUUACUUUCAGGACUCUUAAUAAAAGAUCCAAAUAAACGCCUUGGUGGAGGUCCAGAUGAUGCAAAAGAAAUUAUGAGGCAUAGUUUCUUUGUUGGUGUAAACUGGCAAGAUGUGUAUGAUAAAAAGCUGGUACCUCCUUUUAAACCUCAAGUAACAUCUGAGACAGACACCAGAUAUUUUGAUGAAGAAUUUACAGCUCAGACAAUUACAAUAACACCGCCUGAAAAAUAUGAUGAGGAUGGUAUGGACUGCAUGGACAAUGAGAGACGGCCACAUUUCCCACAGUUUUCCUACUCAGCAAGUGGACGAGAAUAAUCCUCUUGAGUUCUGCUGCACCACUGACAUCCUAGGUCUCUUACCAACAGUGAUUCCUGGGCAUCACCACCAGUCCUAGCCAUUCGCUGAGAUAGCAGGAGCACUUUCAGACGUCAUCCCCAACCCAGCGAGACCCCCCCCCCCCGCCCCAUCCCCCGUCACACCCUCUCACAGGCACGCACACACAGAGACACAGACACACUUGCCUUUUUGUUUUUGCAUGAACUUUUAUCUCAGUCUUAAGGUCUCAUGCUAUUGCUGCUACCGUCUCACUAUUAUAGCAACUCUAAGAAGUAAUUCUGCAAUCUUUGGAAGUCAUGAGUCCUCCGUUGUACGUCUGUGCACCUGUUGUCAUCUUUGGUUUCUCCCUCACCUCAGAGGUUAAAAAAGAGAUAAAUUGGUUCUAGAUGCAUUUCUUAACUUUCUAGCAGGUGAUCAGAAUAUCAAUUAGACUAAGAAGACUUAGUUCCUAAUGUUUUCUUGCAUCUGUUUGUGCUAGUCCAAAUAAGCAAUUUGGAGAGGGUGGUGAUGUGCUUGUGCAAAGCUUGGAUUAGGGCAUAUAAGUACUUGAAGCAGGUAUAUGUCAUUAACAUCUGGCUGGAAUUCAUUUGGAAAGCAUUUGAGCAAAGGACUUAACUGUUGCUAUAUAUACAUAUGUGCAAAUAUAUGUAUAUAUAUACACACAUACAUACAUAUACAUACAUACAUACACACACACACAUAUAGGUAGAUAGAUAGAUAGAUGUAAAUUCCUCAUUGGCUACUGCUGAAGAAGUAGAGGGGCUAGAGUUGCCCAGUGUCACACUUAGGCUUCCAGAUUUCAUGUGCAAUCAUAGACAAAUAAGCGUCACAUAGCCAAGGGAUGAAGGCGGCAUAAACUCAGCAUUAUUAAAGUCCCUUGAAAGGUUUAAUGAAAUGAUUUGCACCAGAGAGCAUUUUUCCAUGUGCUUGGUUUUUUAAAUUUUUUUCCUUCUUGAUGUACAUCACUCCUGAUGGCUAAAGAAUGUAGACAGGCGUAGGGAUCCUGCUUUUCACCAAAACUUGUGCACCAAGAGAAACAGGUGUUUGCCUUCCAUGUUUUUACUUUUACUUUGUUUUAUGUGAAUUAUCUUUUCACAAAUAUUAAGAUCUUUGAAUGUCCUUUGGGGUUGGUUUUGUUUAUAUUGCAGUAGUAUUUAUUUUUUUAGUGAUGAAGAUUGCGUGUGUCCUCCUAGCAGAUACAGCUGCAACUUACAUAGAUUAGGCUUAAAGCAGUUUAGUUUGUCCUACAUGCAAAGGAAUGUACAAGCUGAUAAGAAUCAUGCACUUUUUUCUCCUAUGUGGACAUUUUGACAAGGCUCUGAAAUUGUAUACGCUGCAUAGAAUUUGGCUUCAGGGGAAGACAGAUUGUCAUUUAACCGCCUUGGUGCUGUCAAUGGAGAGAGCCCAAUCACCAGUACCAGGGAGUUAACAAAACAAACCAAUGUUUUUGCUCCUUUGAGAAUUAAUGUAUUAUGAAAGCCAGGCAGCAGAAUAGAAGUGAUGGUCUCUUUGGGGCGAAGGAAACGCUUGCAAGUGGUUUGACACCAGAGUGAGGAGGAGAGAAGCACUUUACUUGGCGUACUGAACGUAAAGAGGGCGGAUUGAAGACAGCAGCGCGGGCAUGUACCAAGUAAGAAAGCCCGGCAUAUCUGGGCAGAUCAUGGUACAUUAAUCACUGAAUUGUCAUCAGGGAAAAAAAAAAAGAGCACCUCCAAGUUUUCUUUUUCUGUAUAUAUUCAUGUCCCCAAAUCCCCAACACUUCUUACUGAAUGGGGCAUGUAUGCAAACCUCAUCUUUCUCCUUUAUUAAUGAUCUUCAGAUUUAAACCCUCUGGUGCUAGGAGCUGAAGUUUUCCACAGUAGCCUAUAAAGCCUACAGGGCCAGAAGGCUGCUUUUACUACCAGUAGAAGGAAAUCCUUGCUCCAUAGGAUUAUCAUUGAAGUAUUCUGGUUUCACAAUGUUAGCAGCUCCCACAGUGACAAAUGGCAGCAUUAUGUAGUAUUAUGAUUGUGUGUUUGAAAGAGCAAGUGACUUUUAGAUAGGAAAAAUAAUAUUCAUAUGCAGAUGUCUUAGCUGCUUGAUGCUGUAAGUGCAGAUUUAAUGUGAGACCACUGCUGGCAGUGGCUACACUGGGGCCGACAAGGGGGAUAAAGGGCAUUUUAUUAAGGCAGCUAAGACACAUUCAGACAUAGACUUUAUUCUAAUUUUUCGUAUUUCUGAGUGAAGUUCAUAUUUAAUAUUAAGUAGUCAAUUUAAGCAAGGGAUAUCUCACUUUUGCUUAUACUUAUGGAUUUCAUCUUUUUACCUGGUGAUGUAUUAUUGAGUUUUCAUCUUUGGAAAAGAAAGUAGAAAUAGUGAGCACAUCCCAUAAGUUGUUUUGCACUCAUUGGAAAGUAUCAGAUGAAUCGAGGACAUGAGAGCUGGGGCCUGGCUGACUGACCAUCCUGAGCAUUUGCUCCUUUGAAAUGCCCUCUGCGGACCAACAGAAAGCCUGUCGCCCAUAUGCAAGGCACAUCCACUAGUUUUGUUUUUUUCUGUUUUGUUUUUUAUUUUUAAAUCUUGAGAUAAGUGUUCUUCAUGACCUUGGCACAGGACACUUCCUAAAGAUUAAUGACUGGCUCUGACUGAGCCCCAGGCCAUCAGCUUCUCCCAGCUGGCUCUUAGUCUCCAGCAACAGCCUGUGGUUCUCUGAACCCUGUGCUUAGCCACUCUGCUUCUGUAAUCGCAUAGUAAAGUUUGCAUUUGAGUUUGAUGAAAUAUUGGAAAGCUAUUUCAGGUUGAAUUUGAAAAAGCAUUGCUUUCAAGAAAAUGGAUGACUUAUUCAGGACAAACAGAACAUCACUCUGUUAGAGUUUGGGAAUCUCUGAUUUUGUGCCCCAAAUCAUGUAAGCUGGGAAAAAAAGGAUGAAAAUAAAUAUAAAAUUACAAUGUUGAAAAGAGAUCGGAGGGACUUGUAUUUGCUCACAAUUGUAGUUUUAGAAUUCUGGCAGGUGAAAAGGCUUUGAGAGACCUGGAACUCUUCAGUCAUGGGAUAUUUCAGAUGUGCUUGACUCCAGUUUGUACUGACUGUCACUUGAGAGUGCCCUCUUGUACUGCAGCCAUCUUUGAGGAAGUCGGCUCUUUGUUUGAACUGGAGGCAGAUUUGCACACAGCUUUGCGUUCUACACUAACUGCAUCUUCCAACACAUUCCUGUUGCUUAAAGAACAUUAUUCCAGUAUUGUUUUCCAUUUCCCACCCCCGGUUUCUAGCUUCUUAAAGCUGACUCUUCUUGCAGGGGCCAUUGUGCUUCUCCUAGAGUACACAAGUAAGGUCCUUCCUUACUAACUGCAGGGUCUAUCUAUUACACCUCAAUGUACACACUUUGCUGCUACUGUUUGUACUGUCUACAGUAGAAUUUCCUUAUCUUGCUCCUGGUAGUGCAUUACAGGCAAGCAUGAACUGUAAAGUAUUUAUUUAAAUAAAUAAAUAAACAACCAUAAAUGACACCUCUAAAUUGGUAAUUGAAUUACCUCCCUGUAGCUUUAGAGUUUGUGACAUUUCUUGACCUUGCUAGUUCUUUCAUUAGAUCUGUGCAAGAUCUAGUCAUCUGGUUAAGGAUUUUAAGCAGACGUGACUAUGAACCCAAGGAACUGUAUUACUCUUACUGUCGGUCAUACUUAAACUGUUUAUUUCCUUAAGUAUAUGACCCACAAGGAUGUGAAAUAACUACAAGAAACUGUUUUUGUACACUGUACAUCCUUAGUAUUUUUACACGUAUAUGAUAGGGAUGCACAUUAUUUUCCUUCGUACAGACAGCUUAAAUAAAGCACUAUGUCAAUCUGCUA